AUGACAGGAUCACUGAAUACCGUAUCUGUGCAUGCUCUACGAGCAGGCCAGUUGACUCUCCCAGAAAGACAAUUUAUUUCACCCAUCGAGGAUUCAGACCAGAGAAAGACUGUUCCAUCAUUGUCCUUUCUUAUUCAACAUGAAGCCAGCUCGACAGGAAAAGUGACUCGCUUGAUUUUUGAUUUGGGGAUACGACGAGAGCCAGAACUUUACGCAGAGCCCAUUCGUCAACAUACCACAACUAGACAGCCCCUUCAUGGGCAUCCAGAUGUCAUUGAUUCACUUUCACUGGGAGGUCUUUCUAGCUCAGACAUUGAUUUCGUCAUCCUCUCUCAUGUUCAUUGGGAUCAUGUGGGUAUGCCUUCCGACUUUGCAGAUACCAGUUUCAUCGUUGGCAAUGGGUCCCUGGAUCUCUUGAGUGGAAAAAAGCAAACAAACAACGGCGGCCACAGUCACUUUGAGAAUGAUUUACUCCCAGAAGAUCGCACAAUAGAACUUCCCGCACCGCCCAACGACGAUGUACCUGUUGUUGAGAAAGCCAGGGGGUUGACCAAACUAUCUCAAUCCCUACCCUUUGGUCAACCUCUAUGGAAAUCGUUCGAAACGCUGCCGCACGUUAUUGACGUCUUUUCUGAUGGAAGUCUUAUGAUCGUUGAUGCACCUGGCCAUCUUCCCGGCCAUAUUAAUCUACUCUGCCGAGUCAAUGUCAAUCCAAUUCGAUAUGUGUAUCUCGCUGGCGAUGCCUGCCAUGACCGUCGGAUUCUGAUUGGCGAGAAAGGGAUAGCAGAGUGGCCCGACUCAAAUAACCCCCUCAAGAUCCGCUGCAUUCAUGCCAAUAGAGAUAAAGCAAUGCAAACUAUCAGGAUGAUCAGAAAUUUGGAAACACAUGGGACACUACUUGGUGACGUGGAGGUUAUACUAGCGCAUGACGCUGAAUGGGCAGACUCUGCAAAUCUCGAAGGCAAAUAUUUCCCGGGACAUCUUUAG
Penicillium soppii is the source of this 987-nucleotide messenger RNA. RefSeq names its product MBL fold metallo-hydrolase. The transcript has a single exon. NCBI's taxonomy places the organism in Eukaryota, Fungi, Ascomycota, Eurotiomycetes, Eurotiales, Aspergillaceae. The record is from RefSeq and is a predicted model, not a curated record. The coding region runs from base 1 to 987 and encodes 328 amino acids.